Molecule: messenger RNA, 934 nt
Organism: Chaetomium strumarium
Lineage: Eukaryota; Fungi; Ascomycota; Sordariomycetes; Sordariales; Chaetomiaceae
Exons: 4
Coding region: 212-565 (117 amino acids)
Biological process (GO): protein insertion into ER membrane
Cellular component (GO): endoplasmic reticulum membrane
Molecular function (GO): protein folding chaperone
Source: RefSeq, a predicted model, not a curated record
UGCGGGGGCGGCUCCCAAUCGCGGUUAGCGCGCAGCCUUCUGGAAGCUCUUCCGGUCCGAGCCUGCGGGUAUUGUGGAGCGGCCCCGGAAAGGGGGGCGGGAACCCGAGGUGGAAUCGGCGAGGACCACGACGCCUGAGUCGCAUCAUCGGCACCAUUACAUACUUAGUGUAGAGUAGGACAGCGUUGCAGCAGCGCGCAAGCCGAUCACCAUGGAGUCCAAGAAGGAGAAGGAUAUGAGGCAGCCGGACUUGAUUAUUCCCUAUCAAGAACCGGCUGCCAAAGGCGACAGCGUCGAGUUUCAGUCGACCCUCUCUUCGACUCUGCCCAUGGCCGCCAUUUUCAUGCGGAACCGAUACAUUGGGUGGGCGGCCGUUGUCUUUAGCAUACAGAGCUGGCUCGGCGAAAGCGAAGAGACCAAGAAGAGCACCAGCACGCCUGGUUAUUUCUCGGUCGGAAUGUCCCUUAUGUCCCUGGUCGUCACAUACCUGCCCAUCUUCCUCCCCCCUCAGCCCGGCAUGCAACAGGGCAGCGCGACAGGCGCACCCGCACCCGCUGCAGCAUAGACGAAAACCUGAAGGGCGACAUGAGCGAACGGGAAGGAGCAACGAACGGCGAAAUAUAUCGUGCCAGGAAGGUGGAAUGAUAGAAACGAUCAAUACGCGCCAAACGUAGCGGCAGUCGGAAUGGUCGUUGGUCGUGGCCUGCUGAGCCGUGUGCAAUAUACCCAAAGAUUGUAAUGUGAAAUACCCCAAAUUUCUCUCGUCCUCGCGGUUUCUCGAUACAGCAAAUCAUGCCAGGCGGCUUCCAGCUUCCAGUCUCCAGUCCAACUCGCGCUUUGUGAUUGUAAGAUCCCGGCAAUGUGACGGCGUACCACCAAAGAUGUCAUGAGGCACCCUGACUACGAGAUUACGCAUAACAAAUAAGAACCGGGA